Messenger RNA from Electrophorus electricus (electric eel), 1195 nucleotides. Its product is annotated as mannose-binding protein A-like. The record is from RefSeq and is a predicted model, not a curated record. NCBI's taxonomy places the organism in Eukaryota, Metazoa, Chordata, Actinopteri, Gymnotiformes, Gymnotidae. Gene Ontology annotation, cellular component: multivesicular body.
GUUUUAGGAAACAGACCUGACUAACUGCAUUGUUAUUGUCUGCUGAAAUCGCAGAUCAUCCUGUUGAUGAUUCACAUCCUCGUUUUUCAGACUGAAAACAAGAUGGCACUGUUAAGUCAUCUUUUUCCAGCUCUGCUGCUGCUGCAGUCUGAGUUGCAGCUGAUUUGUGGAGCUGAGACUGCAGGUCUUCAAACUCUCAACUGUCCUGCUCCUCCUUGGGUUCCAGGCACUCCUGGUCACAGCGGCGUUCCUGGCAGGGAUGGGAGGGAUGGGAAAGAUGGAGCUGUUGGACCCAAAGGAGAGAAGGGAGAACCAGGACUGAGUGUCCAGGGACCUCCUGGUAAAGCAGGACCAGCAGGUCAAAUAGGUCGAGAAGGUUCUACUGGACCAAAAGGACAGAAGGGAGACCCAGGUCCACCAGGGACUGAUUACUUGAUCAGAUCCCUUCAGUCUGAACUUCAACAUCUCAAAGCCAGGCUCACUACAAUAGAGAAGGCUACAAGUUUUGACACUAUUAAAAAAGUUGGACAGAAAUACUAUGUGUCCAAUGGACAGAAGGCAAAGUUCGAUGAAGGUCUGAAGUUCUGCACUGAUGCUGGUGGGAAGCUAGUUUUGCCAAGAAACGAAGCUGAAAAUAAAGUCCUGGCUGCAAUGCAUGCAGGUCUUGGUUCAGUUUAUUUCCUACUUGGUUCAUCAGAUAAAGAACAUGAAGGUCAGUUUGUAGAUCUAAACAACACCCCUCUGGUGUUUAGCAACUGGGCACCAAAUGAGCCCAAUGACCAUCAAGGAAAAGAGGACUGUGCUGCUAUGCAGAGUAAUGCCCUGUGGAAUGAUGUACCAUGUGACAUCUCUCUCCAUGUUGUCUGUGAAAUAGAGAUAGAAUGACAUACAUAUAAAAUGAUAAUCACGAUGCCAUAGACUAGUAUUCAUGCUUUUCUGAGAGAUGUUAAACUCAUUUUAUUCAUCACAAAAGAGAUUCAGAUACACAACUUUGAAUAUUGUCCCUAACAGUUUGUUAUGUAAAACUGUUAGGUUUCAUUUCAUUACUAUACCUACUAAUACUUAGUACUAAAUAACUUUAAUGACUAAUACUAAUCAGAAAAUGUGGAUGAGUAAUCUGUUGGUUUUUUUACAUAAAAUUUGUAAUGGUCAGUUCAUGUUUUCAUAAAUAAAAUCAUACCUGUCCGAUUUCUAA